AAUUGCCCCGCGCCUCAGGCCCGCGGGUCCGCGUCCUGGCGACAUGGCCGUACUCGGCGUGCAGCUGGUGGUGACCCUGCUCACUGCCACCCUCAUGCACCGGCUGGCCCCGCACUGCUCCUUCGCGCGCUGGCUGCUCUGCAACGGCAGCCUCUUCAGAUAUAAGCACCCGUCCGAGGAAGAGCUGCGGGCGUUGGCCGGGAAGCAGAGACCCAGGGGCCGGCGGGAGCGGUGGGCCAAUGGCGUCAGUGAGGAGAAGCCCCUAUCGGUGCCCCGAGAUACUCCUUUCCAGCUGGAAACCUGCCCGCUCACGGCGGUGGACGCACUCGUGCUGCGCUUCUUCCUGGAGUACCAGUGGUUCGUGGACUUCGCCGUGUACUCGGCUGGUGUGUACCUGUUCACCGAGGCCUACUACUGCGUGCGGGGCCCGACCAGUGAGCCCAACAUCGCGGUGCUCUGGUGUCUGCUCAGCGUCGCCUUCUCCCUCAGGGUGUUCCUGACCGUGACCCGGCUGUACUUCAGCGCCGAGGAGGGUGGCGAGCGCUCUGUGUGCCUCACCUUUGCCUUUGUCUUCCUGCUGCUGGCCAUGCUGGUCCAGGUGGUGCCCAACACCACCCUGGAGCUGGGCCUGGAGCCAGGCAUGGCCAGCAUGACCAGGAACUUGGAGCCGCUCCUGAAACCCCAGGGCUGGGACUGGGCGUUGCCGGUGGCCAAGCUGGCCAUCCACGUGGGGCUGGCCGUGUUGGGUUCCAUGCUGGGCGCUUUCCUCACCUUCCCCGGGCUGCGGCUGGCCCAGACCCACCGGGAUGCGCUGGCUAGGGCAGAGGACCGGCCGCUGCUGCAGCUGUUCUUGCAUCUGAGCUUUCUGUCCCCCCUGUUCAUCCUGUGGCUCUGGACCAAGCCCAUCGCGCGGGACCUCCUGUACCAGGCGCCUCUAGGCGGAGCCACCAUCUCCCUACUGUCAGACUCGGCCUUCGACUCGCUGCGCCUCUGGGUGCUGGUGACGCUGUGCCUGCUGCGGCUGAUGGUGACCCGGCCGCACCUGCAGGCCUACCUCUGCCUGGCUAAGGCCCGCGUGGAGCAGCUGCGGCGGGAGGCUGGCCGCAUUGAGGCGCGGGAGGUGCAGCGGCGGGUGGUGCGUGUCUACUGCUACGUGACGGUGGUAAGUCUGCAGUACCUGACGCCGCUCAUCCUCACUCUCAACUGCACACUGCUGCUGAAGACACUGGGUGGCUACUCCUGGGGCCUGGGGCCCGCCUCCUCGGCAUCCCCAGUCUUGUCCUCAUUGGGCAAUGAACAGCUGGACCCCGUGGGGGACGAGAUCCAGCAGACAGCGGACCGCAUCGCCGGGGCCCUGGGCGGGCUCUUCACGCCGCUCUUGCUGCGCAGUGUGCUGGCUUUUGUGGUCUGGUGGACCGCUGCCUGCCAGUUGCUCUGCAGCCUCUCCGGCCUGUACCUGCAGCAGCACCUGGCUAGCUGCUAGCAGACUCUGUCAGGGACCUCUCAGAGAGGUCGCAUGUGCCUUGGUGUCCCCAGGGCAGGAGGGAUGGAGUGCUCUACCCAGCAGUGCCUGAGCCACAGUCAGGGGCCCCAGAAAGGUCUGGACAAGCUCCUCUGGGUUCAGGGCCUCCAGGGCAUGCUCUCAGGGCUGCUGUGCCAGUAGAGGUGAGGUUGCUCUUCUGAUCAAUAAAGGCACGGCUGGUGCUUUUUACA
Messenger RNA from Sorex fumeus (smoky shrew), 1713 nucleotides. It is a transcript of the gene TMEM161A, whose product is annotated as transmembrane protein 161A. The record is from RefSeq and is a predicted model, not a curated record. NCBI's taxonomy places the organism in Eukaryota, Metazoa, Chordata, Mammalia, Eulipotyphla, Soricidae.